Tigriopus californicus is the source of this 1453-nucleotide messenger RNA. RefSeq names its product ubiquitin-conjugating enzyme E2 J1-like. Lineage: Eukaryota; Metazoa; Arthropoda; Copepoda; Harpacticoida; Harpacticidae. The coding region runs from base 311 to 1297 and encodes 328 amino acids. The record is from RefSeq and is a predicted model, not a curated record. The transcript is spliced from 4 exons.
GCCGAACUUUACGUUUGCAAGAGUGAGCUGGCCUGUCCGAAACCAGAUUCAAGGUUUCGAGCGAGUCGCUCCAUCAAACUCUUCCAUCUCAUCCUACGUUCUGCUGACUUGACUCGCGUCUGAAGUGGUACUCGAUUUUGUGCCUGCCUUCAAUCUUCCCCAGCUAAUUUUGUGGCCUUUGGUUUCUCGAUUGUUCCUGUUUCCUUGUGACACGUACGGGUAAUCCACCCUCUGCCCUUCUUCCUUCUCGUCAUCGGCGAGCGGCCUCCGGCUGCUGUUCCAACACUGACCUGGUCCAUCACGAUCCGUUAUGGAAACCCAAUAUAAUCAACGAUCACCGGCCGUUAAACGGUUGAUGCGUGAAGCCCAAGAGAUGUCCACAGCCACAAAGGAUUAUUUCGCUCAGCCUUUGGAGGACAAUCUUUUCGAGUGGCACUUCACAGUUCGUGGUCCUUCCGACACGGAUUAUCAGGGCGGAAUCUAUCAUGGUAGAAUCAUUCUUCCCACAGAUUAUCCUAUGAAGCCUCCGAACAUCAUCGUCCUCACUCCCAAUGGUCGAUUCGAGGUCGGCAAAAAGAUUUGCUUAUCUAUUUCGGGGCAUCAUCCUGAGUCUUGGCAGCCAAGUUGGUCCAUUCGGACGGCUCUCUUAGCCAUCAUCGGAUUCAUGCCAACCCCGGGUGAGGGCACAAUCGGCUCAUUGAAUUAUUCACCCGAAGAGCGGCGUAAACUUGCCCUCUCAUCCGUCCAAUUCACGUGCGAUCAAUGUGGAAACCCUUCACUCCUUUUACGUGUUUCUGGCGAAACGCAAGAAGAUCAAGAGGAGGAACGUCGCCAGAAUGCCGCCACUCAAUUGGAAGCCAAAGAGAUCGCUAAAACUAUGAGCAUUUCCAGUCCUACAGACGAGACUGCUCCAAAAUCAAAAGAUCAGAGCGAAUCAGAGGCCAACGGCACAGCCAAUUCUGGUCUUUCCCGGGAGAUUGUAGAGCGCAAAAAAGCGUCGAAAGCGGCUCAAGAAAGAUUCCGUCAAAAAUUAUUGGCGAGAACGAAAGGCUUAACUGGCUUGGAUUUGAAAAUUGCUUCUUCCAAUUCGAAUCGAGCCCAUCAACCCAAUAUUCCUCCUGCUGGUAUAGAUCCCCUUGGGCAGCAACCUCGAGGGGCAGCGAGAAAUCGCCAACAGGAGGUACCAGGCCUCAACUCCUUGUAUGACUAUCUGAUCAUUUUUUUGGUGGUUGCCAUAUCCGCGCUUCUUUAUCGACGACUCCAUGGGUUUCAAGCGGAUGAACAGGUCAUGUCAUAAUCCUGGCCAUUGAGAUGAUUUCUAUCACACUCAUACAACAGGACUGCCCCAAGAUCAAUGAGAAAGAUGAUUUAAAUAACCAAAAUCUGUGAUUUGCACACGACUUCAAAUUGUGCAAUGGAUGAAUGCUGAAAUAAGAAAUGUUUCCAGACGAUA